AUGUCUCCAUUUCAAGCUUUAUAUGGCCAUCUUCCUCCACAUAUGGUGUUUCCAUCUGUUGUCACAACUUUCGUAGCUGCUGUGGAGACAUACCUCAAAGAAAGAGAAGCAAUGAUUGAUAUUCUUAAGGAAUCUCUACACAAAGCUCAAGAAAGGAUGAAAUUAUUUGCAGAUAAGACAAGGAAAGACAAAACCUUUGCAGUGGGUGACUUGGUGUAUCUGAAACUCCAACCUUACAGGCAGGCUUCAGUUUCAUUGAGAAAGAAUUUCAAGUUGUCUGCAAAGUUCUAUGGACGUUUUCCUAUUUUACAAAAAAUUAGACCAGUGGCCUACAAGUUACAGCUCCCAGAUCAGGCUAGGAUUCACCAUGUCUUUCAUGUGUCCCAACUGAAGCAACACAUUAGUAAGAAGCACACCCCUCUCCUACCUUGCCUAUUGUUGAUCAUGCAGGUGAAUUAA
Papaver somniferum (opium poppy) is the source of this 459-nucleotide messenger RNA. RefSeq lists its product as uncharacterized. The record is from RefSeq and is a predicted model, not a curated record. Lineage: Eukaryota; Viridiplantae; Streptophyta; Magnoliopsida; Ranunculales; Papaveraceae. The transcript has a single exon. Bases 1 to 459 code for a protein of 152 amino acids.